Symbiodinium sp. CCMP2592 is the source of this 960-nucleotide messenger RNA. The record is from the annotation of a GenBank genome assembly. Lineage: Eukaryota; Dinophyceae; Suessiales; Symbiodiniaceae.
AUGGCCUGCGUAGUCGGCAUUAUGGUGUGCUACCUGCUCGGAGAAGUGAUAGAGGUAAAGAGCGGCGGCCACAGCUUCUGCCAGUGGCGAUAUCUAGCACUUGUACCCCUGCUGCUAGCGGCCAUGCUCUUCCUUCUGGCGCUGCCGAUCCCGGAGUCUCCGCGGUAUUUGGCAGCUCGCGGAAAGGCAGAUGCCGCCCGACUCGCGCUGGCAAAACUCCGUGGGGGUGCCCAAUACAUUGGAUCUGAGCUUGAGGAGAUCCACGACACAAUCCAGCAGAGCUCGGAAUCGAGCGGCGGAUUGGCAGACUUGUGGCAGGAGAAGCUGGCCUUUGGCAUUGGACUCAUGUUGAUGUUCAUCCAGCAGUUCAGCGGCGUCAAUGCCGUCAUCUUCUUCCAAAACACCAUCUUUAUGGAUGCCGGUUUCGAAAAUGCAGCAAGCCUCGGGUUCUUGGUGAUGCUGGUCCAGGUCAUCAUGACAGGGGUGUCCAUCCCUUUGAUGGACACGGCAGGGCGCAAGGUCUUGCUGCUCAUAGCAUGCUGCGGCAUGACAGUUUGCUGCGCGGGCAUGGUGGUCUUCUUUGCCUUUAGCGGACCUUCCUGGCUGGCACUCGUGUCUUCCUUUCUCUACAUCGCCUUCUUCUCUCUGGGUCUGGGUCCCAUCCCGUGGCUCAUGAUGGGCGAGAUCUUCCCUGGCAAGAUCCGGUCAUCGGCCUCUUCAUUCGCGGCAGCAUUCAACUGGACCUGCUCCUUUUUGACGACAGAGACGAUCUCUGGGCUGCAAUCACUGAUUGGCUUUGGUGGCGUCUUCGGUGUCUAUGGUGUGGUGCUCGUCUUUGGCGCCGUUUUCGUGGCGACCUUCGUGCCAGAGACAAAGGGGCGAUCUUUCGCAGAGAUCGAGGCCAUCCUCAAGAAAGGACGUGGCCGAGACGUACCGCUGAUAUCGCCUUCGGCGGCUUGA